This is a messenger RNA of Vollenhovia emeryi, 799 nucleotides long. It is a transcript of the gene ksh, whose product is annotated as protein kish-A. Gene Ontology annotation, biological process: intracellular transport; protein secretion. NCBI's taxonomy places the organism in Eukaryota, Metazoa, Arthropoda, Insecta, Hymenoptera, Formicidae. The record is from RefSeq and is a predicted model, not a curated record. Bases 417 to 677 code for a protein of 86 amino acids. The transcript is spliced from 3 exons.
UUCGUGAUUGUAACUUGAGACUGAUUGCAUAACCUAUAAUACCGUUGACGUAUACUCAACAAUUUGUUAAUACGACUUAGGGCCUGAGCAGAAAGAUUGUCAAACCGUUUACGAUUCUGACGUAAGGUUUGGUCCACAAUAAGUUGUUAGUUGUUAGUCAGAAGUCGCAAUUUUAUCCUUGUCGCAAGUUUAUCCUUUUCCUAUUUGGGUGGAAGAAAAAGGAUCAACAUAUAGUUCUGACCUCUGACUAACGACUCAUUGUAGACCAGGCCUGAGACAAAGAUAUUAAACGUAAAACAUUGUUCUAAGAGUUGUCAUUCUGCUCAGGCCCUAACAACUCUUUGUAGACCGGGCCAAACGCAUACGACAAUCAACUCGGGCCGUGAAGCUAGACGCUUGAAUUACCAAGCGCGAUUAUGAUCAGACAAAGUAUCUGUCUGCGUGAAGAGGCGACAUCCGCCAUAUUUAACUUUCAGAGCCUGCUGACUGUAAUAUUGUUGCUGAUAUGCACUUGUACCUAUAUCAGAUCACUGAUGCCGAACUUGUUUGACAAGCGACUGGGAAAGGUUGGUUUUCAGGGUACUUUUUGGAAAUGUGCUAGGAUUGGUGAAAGGAAAAGCCCCUAUGUGGCUUUUUGUUGCGUCUGUAUGGCCUUUAGCAAUUUAUUUUGGUCGUAACAUUCCUGCGUAGGUCAAUUUUGACCAAUUGCAUUUGGUGUGUAUUCCAAAAUUACAUUUUAAUAUAGAUUUAUGUACCUAAGGUCCGAGAUGUGAGAAAAAUAAAAAGCCGUUUUGAUAGA